GGAUGCUCGCCGCCCGAGGCUGCCGGGAUGUCCCCGUGCGUGCGUCCGUCUGGCGCGGUCGGCCACUGCGUCUGUCUGGGGCCGUCGCCCCAGGACGCCCUCCAGCGGCCCGCGUCCGUCUCGCUCGCCUCGGUCCGUCCGUCUGGCCCUGCGGGUGUCUGCGCCGGUCGCGUCUGUCCGUCAGUCGGCGCCACGCCGGGGUCUCUCGGGGCCGGGGCCGGGGAGGGACCGGGGAGGCAGCGGCGGCGGGGAGGGCCGGGGGCGGAGCAGGGGCGGGCGCGGGGCGGGCGGGGGCGCCGUGCGGCCCGCAGGGGGUGUGUGCGGGGGGCCGAGGCGGCGGCUGUCAGAGUCGGCUCAGCCUGCGCCCGGGAACAUCGGCCGCGUCCAGCUCCCGGCGCGGCCCGGCCUCAGACACCCUCCUGCCCCCCAGAAGCCAUGAGGCCCGCAUCCCUUCAGGCCUCUCCGUUCCUCCUCCUCCUCCUCUUCCUCCUGGAAGGAGGGGUGGAGGGCCUGGAGGAUCCCGAGCUGCUGGUGACCGUUGGCGGGGGGCGACUGAGAGGCAUCCGCCUGAUGGCCCCCGGAGGCCCCGUCUCCGCCUUCCUGGGCAUCCCCUUUGCUGAGCCACCCGUGGGGCCUCGCCGCUUCCUGCCGCCUGAGCCCAAGCGGCCCUGGUCAGGGGUGCUGAACGCCACAGCCUUCCAAAAUGUCUGCUACCAAUUCGUGGACAACCAGUACCCUGGCUUCGAGGGCAGCGAGAUGUGGAACCCCAACCGGGCAUUGAGCGAAGACUGCCUGUACCUCAACGUGUGGACCCCGUCGCCCCGGCCCACGAGCCCAGCUCCCGUCCUCGUCUGGAUCUAUGGUGGCGGCUUCUACAGCGGCGCCUCCUCACUGGACGUGUAUGAGGGCCGCUUCCUAGUCCAGGCUGAGGGCGCCGUGCUGGUGUCCAUGAACUACCGGGUGGGCGCCUUCGGCUUCUUGGCCCUGACGGGCAGCCGGGAGGCGCCAGGCAACGUGGGGCUGUUGGAUCAGCGGCUGGCACUGCAGUGGAUACAGGAGAAUGUGGCCGCCUUCGGGGGGGACCCCACAUGCGUGACACUGUUUGGGGAGAGCGCGGGCGGCGCCUCGGUGGGUAUGCACCUGCUGUCGCCCCCCAGCCGGGGCCUGUUCCACCGGGUGGUGAUGCAGAGUGGCACCCCCAAUGCGCCCUGGGCCUCAGUGACCCCAGGGGAGGCCCGGCUCAGGGCCACGAAGCUGGCCCGCCUGCUGGGAUGUCCCCUCACCGGCACAGGUAGCAACGACACUGAGCUGGUGGCCUGCCUGCGUGCCCAGCCGCCGAAGAAGCUGGUGGACUACGAGUGGCACCUGUUGCCACAGGACAGUGUCUUCCGCUUCUCCUUCGUGCCGGUGUUGGAUGGAGACUUCCUCAGUGACACGCCUGAGGCCCUCCUGGAGGCCGGGGACUUCAGUGGCCUGCAGGUGCUGGUGGGUGUGGUGAAGGAUGAGGGGUCCUAUUUUCUGGUUUACGGGGCCCCCGGCUUCAGCAAAGACAACGAGUCGCUCAUCAGCCGGGCCCAGUUCCUGUCCGGGGUGCGGGUCGGGGUCCCCCAGGCAAGUGACCUGGCCGCCGAGGCUGUGGUCCUGCAGUACACAGACUGGCUGCACCCCGAAGAGCCCGAGCUCCUGAGGGAUGCCCUGAGCGAGGUGGUGGGCGACCACAACGUCGUGUGCCCCCUGGCCCAGGUGGCUGGGCGGCUGGCCGCCCGGGGCGCACGGGUCUAUGCCUACCUGUUUGAGCACCGCUCCUCCACGCUCUCCUGGCCCCAGUGGAUGGGGGUGCCCCACGGCUACGAGAUCGAGUUCGUCUUUGGGCUCCCCCUGAAACCAGGGCUGAACUACACCGCGGAGGAGAAAGACUUGGCCCGGCGGAUGAUGAGAUACUGGGCCAACUUCGCACGCACAGGGAACCCCAAUAGUCCUCCGGACCCUAAAGGCUCACAGUGGCCCCGGUACUCGGGGGACACGCAGCAGUACGUGAGCCUGAACCUGCGGCCGCUGGAGCUGCGCCAGGGGCUGCACGCGCAGGCCUGCGCCUUCUGGAACCGCUUCCUCCCCAAGUUACUCAGCGCCACGGACACGCUGGACGAGGCGGAGCGCCAGUGGAAGGCCGAGUUCCACCGCUGGAGCUCCUACAUGGUGCACUGGAAGAACCAGUUCGACCACUACAGCAAGCAGGACCGCUGCUCAGACCUGUGACCCGGCGGCCGCCUACCCCGGCCCGCCCCCCGCGCUGUACAUACUAUUUAUUAUGGGCUGGGAUAUAAUACGAGCCCUCCCCCGCCUCUGCCCGGCCCUCCCCGGGUCGCCCCGUCCUCUGCAUGUCUCGGGCCGAGCCCCUCCCCCGCGGUGCCUUCGCCCCUCGGGGCUGCCAAUAAACUGUUACACCAC
Molecule: messenger RNA, 2448 nt
Organism: Sorex fumeus (smoky shrew)
Lineage: Eukaryota; Metazoa; Chordata; Mammalia; Eulipotyphla; Soricidae
Gene: ACHE
Product: acetylcholinesterase (Cartwright blood group)
Exons: 5
Coding region: 28-2256 (742 amino acids)
Biological process (GO): choline metabolic process; acetylcholine catabolic process
Cellular component (GO): plasma membrane
Molecular function (GO): acetylcholinesterase activity
Source: RefSeq, a predicted model, not a curated record